Molecule: messenger RNA, 360 nt
Organism: Suillus plorans
Lineage: Eukaryota; Fungi; Basidiomycota; Agaricomycetes; Boletales; Suillaceae
Exons: 2
Coding region: 1-360 (119 amino acids)
Source: RefSeq, a predicted model, not a curated record
AUGGCAUCAUUUUUAACGCCAUUACCACCCAGUAACAUCGAGGCCAGCAGCCCAAACAAUGUGCCUGAAGUGCCUCGUGAGUUUUCAAAGGUAGAAGGUUCUGGGCGUCAGCGAGAGAGGCAGUCGCGUGUGUUGGAGCUCGGUGGAAUCAAAUUGGAAUACGAUGAGGGGGAUCCACAGUCCAUCAAGCAACUCAUCGACGCCGUGUAUUCAAAAUAUCUUGUAUCGCGGAAUCGAGUCCACCAGUACACAAACUUCUUGACGAUGCUGAAACGCGAGGAGGAUACAUGGGCAGAGAGAUUUAAGCGUGCAAGCAAUCUAAUGCCUGAUUACAAACCACCCAUGGAGUGGAUAGCCUAA